Messenger RNA from Linum trigynum, 1862 nucleotides. Lineage: Eukaryota; Viridiplantae; Streptophyta; Magnoliopsida; Malpighiales; Linaceae. The record is from the annotation of a GenBank genome assembly.
CACGAUAUGAGUCCAGCAAGGCCCACGAUUGUUAAUUUCCCUCCAUUUCGCCGCCUUCUCCAUCAACUCGUAUAUUUUCCACUUCCAGUCUCAGCUUCCUCUCCAGCCCGAAAUGGCGACGGAGGAGAACAGUAGUAAAAUCGCGAGGAGGACAGAGCCGGGAAUCGGCGAUGAUGAAGACAGGCUCAGCUCGUUACCGGACCAAGUCCUCUCCCACAUCCUCUCUUUUAUGGAAACCAAGUACGCCGUCGGCACCGCAGUUCUCAGCCGACGGUGGGAAGAUCUCUGGACUAGGGUUUCCAUUCUCGACCUCGACAGCCGCUUGAUUUACGAGUCCCUGAACAAAGAGGAGGAGGAGCUAGAACCUGCUUCAGAAGCAGUUUUAGAGAGGAGGGAAUCGGAGUUCUGCCGCUUCGUUGACAAGGUACUGGGCCAGCACAAGAAUCUCAAUUCUCUUACUCGUUUCCGCUUCCAUUUCUCAAAUGGGCACCGAAAGGUGCUUUCCGAAACUAGGUUUAAGAGGGAAUUCGUGUUUGGUCCUCCAAUGGAGGAGAUUGAUGUCAUGAUCCGCGGUAAAAGUAAAUUCGGAAUUCCCCUAUGUAUGCGCUGCAUUCCAGAGAGCUUCUACACUUUGAGGAAUCUGAAAGUUGCCAAGCUUUCGGGGGUUAUGCUGGGUGCAAUAAACCAGUCUGCUCUUCUUCCAAGUGUGAAGAUUUUACGGCUUUAUCGUGUCGAAAUGAAGGACGGUGAAUCAUUAGACAGGCUCCUUUGUGGUUGCCAUGUCUUAGAGACUCUUCAUCUGAAGAAUUGCCGCCUCUCUGACAAGAAUGAGGGAGAUCGAAUCGAGGUUUCCUUACCAUUGUUGAAGAACUUGAAAAUUAGCCAUUAUGCCAUAUGGGAUGGUCCAAUGUGUCCCAUUGUUAUUGAAGCGCCAAAUCUCGAAGAUCUUUAUGUCGAGGAUUUCGCAGAGUUGCAGUUGAAUGGCACAAAUCCGUUGCCAUGCCUUCAUUCAGCACAUGUAGAUGUACAGGUCGAGAGUUAUAGUGCCGUGAUUCGGCUCCUCUCUCAAAUCUCCAAUGCAAAGAAACUGAAUUUAUCCGGGGUGACUCUGAGUCUUUUGUCAGCUGUCGAUUAUGUUCAACUGCCUGUCUUCCCCAAUUUGACACACUUGACAAUCGAAAUCGGGGAAUUCCAGGGCAGUAUCUGGCACUCUUUGCUCAAGUCAGCCUCCAAACUACAAUCGCUCGUCUUUGAUAAGGAGAAAACCAGUGGAGUAGAGAGAAUGAGGUGGGAGGAUUUCGAAACUGCUAGCACGCCAGAGUGUUUGUUAUCAAGUCUGGAAGAAAUCAAGAUCAAGGAUCUUGCAAUUUAUCCAGGAGUGAAGAAAAUCAUAGCAUAUUUGCUCGGGGCUGGAGCUGUUCUGAAGAAGGUCAAUAUGCACCCAAAUGGUACCUAUCUUAAACUGAAGGGUCACAAAGAUUUCGUGCCGCUACUGGAACUUCCAAAAAGAUCGAGUGCUUGCGAAGUCGAGCUUAUAUUUUUUGACGACGAAGAUUUCAGCAGGGAUAGCGAUGCUGAGAGCAACACCAGCGACGACAACGACGGAGAGGAUGUUUUUCUUUGAAGCAUGUUGGUGGGCAACAAAGGAGGCUCUGAAAUCACAUGAUGAAACUUGCUCUAUACUCUCUUGUUGUCUUGGGUUGUUUCAGAAGCUCUAAGUUUAACUAGACAUGGAAUGUUAGAUAAACAUGGAAGGAUUUAUCACCAUGUUUGUCACUCUAAGAGAAAAACAUUUCAGUCGAAUACAAUUCUGUCGAUGGCCACCAAGAAACUCACAAUAGUAAUAUACAACUAAUUAAUAC